Messenger RNA from Thalassophryne amazonica, 958 nucleotides. RefSeq names its product T-box transcription factor TBX1-B. The coding region runs from base 1 to 867 and encodes 288 amino acids. Gene Ontology annotation, molecular function: RNA polymerase II cis-regulatory region sequence-specific DNA binding; DNA-binding transcription factor activity, RNA polymerase II-specific. Lineage: Eukaryota; Metazoa; Chordata; Actinopteri; Batrachoidiformes; Batrachoididae. Gene Ontology annotation, cellular component: nucleus. The record is from RefSeq and is a predicted model, not a curated record. The transcript has 7 exons. Gene Ontology annotation, biological process: regulation of transcription by RNA polymerase II; positive regulation of DNA-templated transcription; cell fate specification.
AUGGUAAUACGGAUAUAUUUCCUCUCCUCAGGUCUUCCGCUGUCUCAGAGCUGUGGACAGUCUCUCCCUUACUGUGCGGUUGAUGGUUCCCACUUGGGCUCCAAAGCUCCCCAAGUCAGCGGAGUCAGAGUUCAACUGGAGAUGCAUGAACUUUGGCGGCAGUUUGAUCAGUUGGGCACAGAGAUGAUUGUUACUAAAGCUGGAAGAAGAAUGUUUCCAACAUUCCAGGUGCGAAUCUCUGGGAUGGAUCCUGCAACUGAAUAUAUUCUGCUUAUGGACUUCAUCCCUGUUGAUGAUAAGCGAUACAGAUAUGCAUUUCACAGCUCAUCCUGGUUGGUGGCAGGGCGUGCAGAUGUUGCAGCACCGAGCAGGAUGCAUUUCCACCCAGACUCACCUGCCCGUGGCACCCAGUGGAUGAAACAGACCGUAUCUUUUGAUACUCUCAAACUCACCAACAACCUGCUCGAUGACAACGGACAUAUGAUACUGAACUCCAUGCAUCGAUACCAGCCCCGCUUCCAUGUGGUGUAUGUGGAUCCAACCCCCAGCAGCUGCUUGAAUCCAAACAGUAACUUCUGCUCAUUCUCCUUCCCUGAGACGCGGUUCAUGGCCGUCACUGCCUAUCAGAACCACCGGAUCACCCAGCUGAAGAUUGCUAGCAACCCAUUUGCUAAAGGCUUCAGAACUACUGACAAUCAGAAUGGUGUGGCCAAUGGCAGGCCCCUGACAGUGUGGUGUCCACCAGAGGGCAGAGCUGAACCUCUUACAGCCAGAGACGAGGUGGGACUCAAGAGGCUCUGCCACUCCAGGACACGUGGACACAGCCCUCCUUUUCAAGGAACCAUAUGGCCUUUUGCAUCACCAUAAAGCCUCUGUAGAUUUCACCAUGCGGGCUAAAGGCGGAGACAGUACGAGUGCAGGGCCUGCUGCUUUCUUCUCUCUCCCAUCUUCCUGGAAC